Molecule: messenger RNA, 1693 nt
Organism: Nematolebias whitei (Rio pearlfish)
Lineage: Eukaryota; Metazoa; Chordata; Actinopteri; Cyprinodontiformes; Rivulidae
Gene: rfx4
Product: regulatory factor X, 4
Exons: 8
Coding region: 1-1215 (404 amino acids)
Source: RefSeq, a predicted model, not a curated record
AUGAAGAUGAUGGAUGUUCAGACUCCACCUUCUUCUCCUCUGACUGACAGUGAUCAGAUCCCAGAUCUGAUCCUGCUCUGUGGACCUGUGCGCCUGCACCUCGUCCUCCCGGUGCGUCAGGUGUCUGCAGAGUAUCAGCAGCAGUGUUCGUGCCUGCGCGCUGAAAGAGAAAGUCCUUUGCCUACCGUGAUCCUCAACAUCUCCCGUGACGGGCAGCGGUCACGGAAACAGUGCGAGACGAGGGGAGAGCCGCGGAGGAGGGGGCAGCGCACACCGAGCCAUUUUCUUGGAAGAGCCAGCGUCGUUGAUGGGAAGAGGAUGCACUGCGGGCUGCUGGAGGAGCCUGACAUGGAUUCCACAGGGUCUUUCCACCUGAUUCACCUCAUGUUUGAUGACUACGUGCUCUACCUGUUGGAGUCGCUCCACUUCCAGGAGCGAGCCAACGACCUCAUGAAGGCCAUGAAGGGCGAAGGAAGUCCAGCGGAGCGAGAGCAGGAGUUCACGCUGACAGAAACCACCCCCACCUCCCCGUCUCCUGGAUCCUACUCUCCCGCACGCUCCGUCCAAUCCGUGGACGUGUCCUCGGCCAGCUCCCCCACCGCCGCCCUGUCCCCGGAGUACACCGGAGUCACCACCUCCACAGGCGCCGUUCAGUCAUAUACCUGGUCCCUUACAUACACAGUGACAACAGCAGGCGGCGCCACGCCGGAGACGGGACAGCAGCUGUCCUGUAUGAGGAGCAGCCCCCCCGUCCCUCCCCCGUCCUCCACCCACAGGAUGCCGGUGUACAGAGAGGAAUACGGGUACACCGGUAGCUACAACUACGGCAGUUACACCAACCAGCACCCCCACUCCAUUCAGAGCCAGUACCAGAGCCUGGGCCACGACCCGGCCAUCCCCGCCCCCCUCCACUACUCCGCCUAUCACCGCUCCUCUGCACAGUACCAACUCAACGGCCAGAUGUCUCGAAUGGAGCCCUGCUUGAUGGGCAGCACUCCUCGGUUGCACCCCACGCCUGUCGCCCCCCGCUGGCCAGAUGUGUCCCCCACUAACAGCUGUUACACCAGCCCACCUUUGCACUCGUCCCGUUACGCCACCUCUGGAGAUAUGUACUCUCCUCUGGGGCCCCGCAGGAACUCGGACUACGAACACUCGCAGCAUUUUCCCGGCUUCGCCUACAUCAACGGGGAGGCCACGACCGGCUGGGCCAAAUAGCUCUUUGAACUCUGCUUCGGACAUCUUCACACGAGCGCCGAGCCUGGGGACACCGGCAGCUGCAACGGCUCUGUCAAUCACAAGAAGGAGGCUGAACUGACAGACGGUGUCAAUCUUUGUAAAGAUUGUGACGUAAUCUGAGCGGAGGUUUGUUAAUCUGACUUCAGCUGUCGAUGGAAGGAAUAGAAAUCUCAACCAGAUUAUCAAACCGUGCAGCAAAAAUAAUUCGAAGAGUGCAAUGCUGCUGCCAUGCUGUGCCUUUGUUUUAAGGAAUGCACACGUCUGUCAGGGUUCACACACACACACACACACCACUCCAACAACAGUCGAGCGUGUGUGUUGUCAGUGGAUACUGACACCAGUGCAGCACCAGUAACAGCAGGUUUGCUGGUGUCCGCUCUGUGCAGAGACGAGCUGUACUGCCUUAACCCUCCUGGGACGCCAGAUACCUGCAAGGUGACGACCAUCCAUGUGUUUU